Molecule: messenger RNA, 2060 nt
Organism: Chlorocebus sabaeus (green monkey)
Lineage: Eukaryota; Metazoa; Chordata; Mammalia; Primates; Cercopithecidae
Gene: ANXA9
Product: annexin A9
Cellular component (GO): plasma membrane; vesicle membrane; nucleus
Molecular function (GO): calcium-dependent phospholipid binding; phosphatidylserine binding; calcium ion binding
Source: RefSeq, a predicted model, not a curated record
GUUCAACCUGGCAGGCUGGCCAGGAGUCCCUUGGAGAGGUUUGGCGUGAGGAAACAGGAGGCCUCACGAUUCCUUCAGUUCCCUCUAAGACUGCUGGGCAGGUAGCCAGAAGAAACUCUGAAGUGUACAGAAAGCCGAUGGCCAGGGGGACCCCAGCUGCGAAGCUGCAGUACCAUGUUUACCCAGCCUAACUGCGGUCACCCAGUCUCCUGCAUGUGUCCGAGGUCAGCCUCGGCGGCUCCCCUGAGUAGGUAUCUACCUGAGGCUCUUCCUCUGAUGCUACCUGCAUACCAAGUCCACCCAGGAACCUGGCGUCCUCUGGAGGCUGCACUUCCCAAGUGGGCUAAGACAGGCCCUUGAUCUGUUGGGCUGGAGCCAGAGACCUCAAGGGGCCACUAGGGGACUCGAGACGCUCAGUGGUUGCUGGCGCCCUCUUGUGGCCAUUUUGGGGAUUGGCAAGAAAAGUUUCGGAAGCGAGCCAAGAUCGGAAUUCUUGGGGAGGCCACACCAGAGCCGGUGCUCACACAGGCGAGCUACCAGGCCACAAGGACGACACCCACCCUGCCUCUGCACCUCUGAGCAUCCAUGUCCUUGCGAGAACCCUUGCUCACAUCAGCUAAGAGAUUGCACCUGCUGACCUAGAGAUUCCCACCUGUGGCUCCUAGGGUGAGAGGCAGCCGAGCAGGGCAGCCAGCAGUAGCACCAUGUCUGCGAGUGGUGGGAAGAUGGGACCGUCCCUCACCCAGGAGAUCCUCAGCCACCUGGGCCUGGCCAGCAAGACUGCAGCGUGGGGGACCCUGGGCACCCUCAGGACCUUCCUGAACUUCAGCGUGGACAAGGAUGCGCAGAGGCUACUGAGGGCCAUUACUGGCCAAGGCGUGGACCGCAGUGCCAUUGUGGAUGUGCUGACCAACCGGAGCAGAGAGCAAAGGCAGCUCAUCUCACAUGCCUUCCAGGAGCGCACCCAACAGGACCUGCUGAAGUCCCUACAGGCAGCCCUUUCCGGCAACCUGGAGAGGAUCGUGAUGGCUCUGCUGCAGCCUGCAGCCCGGUUUGACGCCCAGGAAUUGAGGACAGCUCUGAAGGCCUCAGAUUCUGCGGUGGAUGUGGCCAUUGAAAUUCUUGCCACUCGAACCCCACCCCAGCUGCAGGAGUGCCUGGCAGUCUACAAACACGAUUUCCAGGUGGAGGCUGUGGAUGACAUCACGUCUGAGACCAAUGGCAUCUUGCAGGACCUGCUCCUGGCCCUGGUCAAGGGGGGCCGUGACAGCUACUCUGGAAUCAUUGACUAUAAUCUGGCAGAACAAGAUGUCCGGGCACUACAGCGGGCAGAAGGACCUAGCACAGAGGAGACAUGGGUCCCACUCUUCACCCAGCGAAAUCCUGAACACCUCAUCCGAGUGUUUGAUCAGUACCAGCGGAGCACUGGGCAAGAGCUGGAGGAGGCUGUCCAGAACCAUUUCCAUGGAGAUGCCCAGGCGGCUCUGCUCGGCCUAGCUUCAGUGAUCAAGAACACACCACUGUACUUUGCUGACAAACUUCACCAAGCCCUCCAGGAAACUGAGCCCAAUUACCAAGUCCUGAUUCGCAUCCUUAUCUCUCGAUGUGAGACCGACCUUCUGAGUAUCAGAGCUGAGUUCAAGAAGAAAUUUGGGAAGUCCCUCUACUCUUCUCUCCAGGAUGCAGUGAAAGGGGAUUGCCAGUCAGCCCUCCUGGCCUUGUGCAGGGCUGAAGACAUGUGAGACUUCCCUGCCCCACCCCACAUGACAUCCGAGGAUCUGAGAUUUCCGUGUUUGGCUGAACGUGGGAGACCAGCUGGGCCUCCAAGUAGGAUAACCCCUCACUGAGCACCACAUGUUGUAGCUUCUUGUUGCGGUUGGAACUGUUUCUUUAAAAUCCUUUGAUUUUCCUCAUCUCAAAAUUAUAUCUGUACCUGGGUCAUCCAGCUCCUUCUUGGGUGUGGGGAAAUGAGUUUUCUUUGAUAGUUUCUGCCUCACUCAUCCCUCCUGUACCCUGGCCAGAACAUCUCACUGAUACUUGAAUUCUUUUGGCAAACUUCA